Columba livia (rock pigeon) is the source of this 4557-nucleotide messenger RNA. It is a transcript of the gene CASP3, whose product is annotated as caspase 3. Lineage: Eukaryota; Metazoa; Chordata; Aves; Columbiformes; Columbidae. Gene Ontology annotation, cellular component: cytoplasm. Gene Ontology annotation, biological process: erythrocyte differentiation; proteolysis; neuron differentiation. The transcript is spliced from 8 exons. Bases 2536 to 3384 code for a protein of 282 amino acids. The record is from RefSeq and is a predicted model, not a curated record.
UGGCGCCCGCCCGGGGCCUGGUCGUGGCACUCCGGCUCCCGUGGGCUUCGGUCCGGCGGGGCUGGCCGCACAGACUCUCCCGCAGGGAGCGGGCUGAGAGGAGCGGCAGUCUCCGCACACCCGGGCCGGGACCGGCUCAGAGAGCCGCCUUCCCGCCGCCCUGGCUGCCCGCGGGGCUCCAGGGGGGCCGCAGGUUGUGGGGGGUUUGCUCCCGGGCACGGCGGGAGGAGACCGGCCGCGGUGCUGGCCCAGCGCUCGCUGCUCCCCCCUCCCCCGAGGGAGAGUAAGGGGCCUCAGUUAUUAGUUUUGCAGAAGCUUAAGGCAGGGAAUUUGUUCUUUUAAACCUGUUUUUGUAGGGAAGAUGCCUGAACAAAAAGCGAGCUGGGGGGGAGAACAGCUUUAACUUUAAUUUGCUUUCUCGCGUCCCUCUGAUAGACUGUUAACUAACAGGAAAACACAGGCUGAAAAUCAGUAUUCGCAUCUACCAAAAUAAAGCUUUGGAGACGGCGGGUUAAACCUCAUCUAGAAAGGGCUCUGCUGAUGAAGGGCGAGUGUGCGGGAGUUGCCGUCGCGGGGCGUGGUGCGGAUCCUGAGCCGUGUUGUGCUGCGGGCGGGCACGCUUGAGCCCCUCGGUGCGCUGCGGCUGGCGCUCCUAGCGGGGAGGAGACCUCGUCCGGGGGAUGGGUUGAAGGCUAGGGCUGGUAAUCUAGUCUCAAGGCUAUUAUCUAUUGCAGUGGUGAUGUGGCUAAUAGGUACAGUUGAAUUAACAAGCACGGGUUCCAUCUACCCUCAGAAUAAUUUCAGUUCUUGCUGAUUUUGCAGAUUAAUGCUGACUAACUAAAAGUCUGUUUGCUUUUGGGAGAUCAGAGUGCUGGCCUGGUGUCAGUGCUUUCCAACUACCACAUCCAGACCAGAAGUAAUGUGAAGGGCCCUCACAGUAUUGGCACGCUUCCAUCAGUAGUAGCAGUAUUUAAUAGGGAGGUAGUGCCACACAGAAAAUGUAGUGGUAUAUUUCAGGUUUUUUAGUUUUUUGAUACAGUCAGCUUUUAUAUUUCAUUCUGUUAUUAAUCAGGUAAUUAUUAGUUAUAAUUAUACAUUGUGGAAUGAAAAAUUCUUCAUUUACAUGUCUGUAUUAGUAUCACAGUGUGCCAUGUAUAUAUUUAGUGUACGUUAAAAUACCUUCCUUGAAUGCUUGACAUUUUCUCUUGCAGUUAUGUGAGGUGGAACACUGCCCUUUUCUAACCUUUAAAGACAUGUUUUAGGAUACUGGUCUCUGUUUUGGACAUGUAUUUUAAUACUGCUACAAUUAUUGCUUUGUAGCAGCUGACUCAUACUGAACAUGUGUUGUCUCCUGUGGUUUGCAUAUUUCAAGAUACAGUUGGUAACUAGAGACAUUUAAGUUAUUUGCUUCCUUCCCUGCCUGAGAAGCUUUGGUACUAUUUUUGUCACUAUAAUUGUUUUGUCUUGUUGGUCCACAAUUCAAAUAAACGCUGCUGUAAAAAGAACCUGAUGGUUCUUAUGGCAGUGGUGAUAUGUAAUUAUGUGAAUCUGUUUUCAUUAGAUCCAGGUAGAAUAAGUAAGUUCAGGCUGUUUUAUUUAUAAUUUUCCUAUCAAAAUGAAAGCAUUGGAACAACGACAUUUGUGUAAGGCGAAAUAUAUUAUUACUUCUAUUGCUAUAUAGAGACAAUUUAGUCAUUUUUGGUAGCUUGCUGGGCAUAGUUUUGGACCUUUUUGAACCACUUCAUUUUUUACUACUUAGUACCUGUAAACAUCAUUGUAGCAUCUUUUUUUUAUAUCUGCUAUUUCUGUCUUAUAGGGUUUUUUAAAAAAAUAAUAUUUUUUUCAGAUAAAAUGUUUUAAAAUAAGCUUCCUAAAAUUUACAGAAUAUAUUCUGCUAGCUUAGAAAAAUGCCAUUGCUCAUUUCAGCUACUUGUUUUUUUAAAUUUCCUUACAUUUGUAAACUCACUUUACCUAAGCUUUCAGAGAAAAUAGUAUCAAGGAGCAGAAUAACAUUUUUAAAUUAAAUUCUUAAUGGAUUGUCCUGAUUUUGUUUCCCCUAUCCCUAACAGCAUGAGAUCAUUCUCUAUAGGGAAAUAUGUAUUCUGCUUGACAGAACAUGACAUCAUUGCUUUACCUAAACUAAGAUGAGGCAAUUCUUAGCCUGUUAGAAUCAGCGCUGUUCUCUAGAGAGCGUUGCUGUUACCCUGACGGGUGCUUUAAAGCAGAAAACAUACUGCUGAUGAAAACGUGUGCUUGAGCGCCUAGCAACAAAACAGAUAUCUCUUUGUGCAUGUCUUUUGAUCUUUAAAGAAGUGCAGGUGACUUGGUGCAUUAAGGUGCUCAGAAACUGAUGGAAAUUAGAGGAAAUAUCCUGUGUGAUGCUAAUUCAUGUGAUACAGUCCUGAAGUCUGGAAUAAUUUUGUGAGCAGGAAGGUUUCUUAAUUACAUCGGUGCUCCAAGAUACAAAGAAAUAAUAUUCAGAGUAACCCUGAAAAUCUUCUGAAGUCGCUAAAAAUCUGAUAAUUGGGAGCCAUAAUGGCGGAUACAGGAGAUGGACCCCAUUCGGGGCAAGACCUGGCAGAUGCAAAAUCUAUUCCUGGUUUCAAAGGAAAGAACCUACCUGCCAGCAAGUCUAUGGACUCUGGAAUUCUGCCAGACUACAGUUACAGAAUGGAUUAUCCAGAGAUGGGGCAAUGUGUAAUAAUAAACAAUAAGAACUUCCACAGACAGACCGGGAUGUUACCACGGUCGGGUACAGAUGCAGAUGCUGCAAGUGUCAGAGAAGUUUUUAUGAAGUUGGGAUAUAAAAUAAAGAUUAACAAUGAUCUUUCAUGUGGGGACAUUUUUAAACUAUUGAAAAAUGUUUCUGAAGAAGAUCACAGCAAGCGAAGCAGCUUUGUUUGCGUGUUGCUGAGCCAUGGUGAUGAAGGAUUAAUCUACGGUACAGAUGGCCCUCUUGAACUGAAAGCACUAACAAGCCUUUUCAGAGGUGACAGGUGCAGAAGUUUAGCAGGAAAACCCAAGCUCUUUUUCAUUCAGGCUUGUAGAGGGACAGAAUUAGAUUCAGGUAUUGAGGCGGACAGUGGCUCAGAAGAAACAAUGUGUCAAAAAAUACCGGUAGAAGCAGACUUCCUGUAUGCGUAUUCUACAGCUCCAGGCUAUUACUCCUGGAGGAAUUCAGCUGAAGGCUCCUGGUUUAUUCAGUCACUGUGUAAAAUGCUGAAGGAACAUGCAAGAAAGCUUGAACUCAUGCAGAUUUUAACUCGUGUAAAUCGCAGAGUGGCAGAAUAUGAGUCUUGCUCAACUCGGCAGGAUUUUAAUGCAAAGAAACAGAUUCCGUGCAUUGUCUCUAUGCUCACCAAAGAAUUUCACUUCCCUUGCUAAAAGAAUUUCACAUUGUAAUUUUUCAGUUAAUAUUUUAUCUGUAAUUUAUACACAAUGUUUUUAUGGAAUAUCACUUUUAAAUCUGAAUUACUGUUCACUGCUGUGUGUGGCAUAAUGAACUGUCUCAAAGUUAGAUACGUCUGUUGUUAGAAGUAAAACAUAAUUUGGCUAUGUUAGAAAUGCAAACUUCAGUAGCUGAAGCACUGGCAGAUUUGAAAGUAGUGCUCUAGUAGCUUCAUAACUUAGGAAGAAGAGACUGAAGAAAGGUCAGAUCACUUAUCAGAACUAUUUGGUGCUACGUUUCACUUUCUUGAAGGGACAGAGAAAAGAAACAGUUACUGUAAAUAGUUUGGUUUCAUAUCUUUGCCAAUAGGAAGAAGAUUCAGAAUGUGUUAUGUAUACUAAUAAUGGUAAUGUGAUAGUAGCAUAGUCAUACAUUUCUUCUUAACUCGAGUUCUUAAAUUUAGGGUACAAACCAACCUAAACUGUUUUUAUGGCUUAGGGCAUAAACUGUGGGAAACAGCCAUUGCAAUUUUUUUACUUUUUUUUUUUUUUUCCUUAAAUAACUUUUUUUAUGUUGCAAUUGUAUCAACCUGGAAGCUGUUUCAAAAUGAAUUUUGUAUUACUGACCCUGAAGCUGAGUGACAAAGGGACCAGUCUUGCAAAACUUCUUUUUCUGCAGCUCCCAAAGGGAGAAGCUGUUGAGGCAUAUUUUGGGUGAUAAGAAUCAGUGCAAAAGGAAGUCUACAUUCUGAGUAGUCUGCUUUCCUCUUUUUGGCCAUAGUGUGGGUUUGCUCUGUGCUGUGUGUGUACCACAUUUAAUCUGUGUGGAAACCUAGAUUUGUGGUACUGGACAAAUUUAACUUCUGAAGCCGAAUACUGAUUAAUUCUAAGCUUUUAGCUAAAAUAUAAUAACAAAAUGUAAAUUUAUCUCUUGACUCCAAAUUUUGUGGAGCAGGUUUUUACAAAAUUGUAAAGCAUUGUUAUUGAUGUUUCAGCUCGUGGCAGUUUUAUUAAGAUCAGAGGAAGACAGAAUGGUAAACGACCAUAGGGUGCUUGCAAAGCAAGACUUAAAACUCUUUCAACUGUGUAGCAUAAACCAUGUUAGCAAAUUGAUGUUCACUUCCAGAGGCAUUUGGGGUUUUUUAACUUAAAUUAAAUACUGUUUCCUAA